This is a messenger RNA of Cercopithifilaria johnstoni, 942 nucleotides long. The record is from the annotation of a GenBank genome assembly. NCBI's taxonomy places the organism in Eukaryota, Metazoa, Nematoda, Chromadorea, Rhabditida, Onchocercidae.
AUGACGGAAGUCGAUGUUAACGAUUUGAUCUUGCGACUGUUGAGUGUGGGACAACCGAAUAAAGGUCUUACGAAAACUGUUCGUGAGCCUGAAAUCAUAUCACUUUGCCAUAAAGCUCGUGAAAUUUUCAUGGUACAACCAUCAUUAAUAGAAAUCGAUCCACCUGUUCGCAUUUGUGGUGAUACGCACGGUCAGUAUGGCGACCUAUUACGAAUCUUUGGUCGUGGCGGUUUCCCUCCCCUUGCCAAUUACUUAUUCCUGGGUGAUUACGUAGAUCGCGGACAACAAAAUCUGGAAACUAUCAUAUUAGUAUUCUGUUAUAAGGUGAAGUUUCCAAAUAAUUUCUUUUUACUUCGCGGGAACCACGAAUGCGCUAAUGUUAAUCGGGUUUAUGGCUUUUAUGAGGAAUGUAUGCGUCGUUUCAAUUCAGCUCAAUUGUGGCAAAUAUUUCAGGACACAUUUCAGUGUAUGCCAUUAACAGCACUUGUUGGUGAGCGUAUACUGUGCAUGCACGGUGGUAUAUCACCACAACUAAAAAGUCUUCAACAGCUGCGAGAAAUUAAACGACCAACCAAUGUCACAAGUCCGUCGUUGGAAAUGGAUUUAUUGUGGGCAGAUCCGGUAAUAGGCAUUAGUGGAUUUCAAAUGAAUAUGCGAGGCGCUUCGUUUGGAUUUGGAUCAGAUAUUUUAACUACAUUAUGUAAAGAACUGAAUAUUGAUAUGGUGGCUCGUGCUCAUCAAGUGGUACAAGAUGGAUAUGAAUUUUUCGGAGCCCGCAAAUGUGUCACCAUAUUUUCCGCACCUCAUUAUUGUGGACAAUUUGACAAUGCUGCAGCAAUAAUGUCUGUGGAUCAAAAUCUUUUAUGCUCAUUCCAGAUUUUAAGGCCAACCGUAGGCCGGGCUGCUAUUAAGAUUAUACCGACUUCCAUGGGAAAAUGUUGA